Thlaspi arvense is the source of this 816-nucleotide messenger RNA. Lineage: Eukaryota; Viridiplantae; Streptophyta; Magnoliopsida; Brassicales; Brassicaceae. The record is from the annotation of a GenBank genome assembly.
AUGGCGGGAAUCGAUACGCAGAGGCAGCUUCUCUCUUUGAUCCGCGACUUCACCUCUGAAAGAUCUCGAGGAGAGCAAAGAGUGGUUGGAUUGAAGAAGCAAAUCGAGACUCUUCAAUCGGAAGUGGAAUCAGCGUUUGCAGAAGUUGAAAAUGCGAAGCGUAUCAAAGAAGUGGCAGAGGAGGAGCUCAACGGCUACGAAGUUGAAUCGUCUCUGAACGAUGCUACGAUUCAAUCUCUGGAGGCAAGGAUUGCUCUUCUCCAGGAUGAAAUUUCAACUCUAGGCAGUGAAGUGGAUGCUCUCAAGAACAAGGAAGGAUUACUCAGGGACCAGUUUAUAAGUCAAAUGGUUGAACUGAACAAGGAAAUAAGGGAGUUCCAGAAAACAGUAGCUUCCAGUGUGGGAAAUGGUGAUAGUACUAGCAUAACAGCAAAUGUCAAAGGUUUUGAGGAUGGUCAUGGAGCUGAUUCAGAAGCUACCAAGGAUAUGAUAUCUGAUGUAAAUUCUCAAUUAGCAAAAGAGGAAGAAGGAUACAUGGCAGAGCAGAACAUAAAAGAACAGCUGCAGAAGGAGCUAAACGAGUAUGAGAAGAAAAUGUCACUCAUGGAGGCCAUAACAGAGAAAACAAAUUCAGUGCAACUUCUCGCUAGAUAUCCUUAUUUUCUUUCCUUGAUGGAAUACAAGCUGGCUUCUGAGCUGGAACAGACAUUGGCUUCACUCGGGGAGGAGCUGCAAAAGAGAUGCCAAUGCCAACAUUGCCAUGCAGAAAAUCUGGACGUCUUGAGCUUGCUUCUCCAGGGGGAUCAAGUAUGUUGA